CUGCAGGUGCACCGCACUAUGUUCUUUCUCCCAUCAUGCGUUGCGUUUUGACGCUCUUCAGAGGACACGGCAAGAGGUCAGUUUAUUAGACGUUUAGCGCAGAGAUUGAAAUCAGUCAAAAUGUCUGACGUAAUUGAAGAGAAGAUCAAGAACUACAGAACGGCUCCUUUUGAUGCCCGGUUCCCCAACACCAACCAGACCCGAAACUGCUUCCAGAAUUAUCUGGACUUCCACAGAUGUAACAAGGCUCUGUCCGACAAAGGCCAAGACGUGGCACCCUGUGACUGGUACCAGAGAGUCUACAAAAGCCUGUGUCCCUUGAGCUGGGUGGCAAAAUGGGACGAUCAGGUUGAAGCUGGAAGUUUCCCCGGGAAAAUCUAAAUGGACACUUCUUCCACUGAUCUCGUGUCCUUUCCCCCGACUUCCCUUAUGCACAUCUUAAUGUCUCUGUCAAGCAUUUUGAUGUUUCUGUAAAAAUGACUAAUAAAUAUUUUAUGUCGUGAUGAUA
This is a messenger RNA of Salvelinus sp. IW2-2015, 508 nucleotides long. RefSeq names its product cytochrome c oxidase subunit 6B1. Lineage: Eukaryota; Metazoa; Chordata; Actinopteri; Salmoniformes; Salmonidae. Gene Ontology annotation, cellular component: mitochondrion; respiratory chain complex IV. The record is from RefSeq and is a predicted model, not a curated record.